Myodes glareolus (Bank vole) is the source of this 3386-nucleotide messenger RNA. RefSeq names its product leucine rich repeat and coiled-coil centrosomal protein 1 (gene Lrrcc1). Gene Ontology annotation, cellular component: cytoplasm; centrosome. Gene Ontology annotation, molecular function: protein binding. The record is from RefSeq and is a predicted model, not a curated record. NCBI's taxonomy places the organism in Eukaryota, Metazoa, Chordata, Mammalia, Rodentia, Cricetidae.
CCCCGCCCCCGCCCGCUUCCCAGCGUUGCGAAGGAGGCGUGAGCAGACUGGGGCCCAGCGCUGGGCGCCGCUUAACACCCACUCCCCGUCCCCGUCGCCUGCGUCAUGGAGGCGGCGGUGGAUGCCGAAGUCGAACCUGAGGAUGGCGACAGCAGCUGCGCGGACGUGUGCUUCAUGGACAAAGGCCUGCAGAGUAUAUCAGAGUUAUCUUUAGAUUCAUCCCUUCACGCCAUCAAUCUGCAUUGUAAUCACAUCUCCAAGAUCACAUCCAUUGAUCACAUUUGGAACCUACGACAUUUAGAUCUGUCAUCUAAUCAAAUAAGUCAAAUUGAAGGACUAAACACACUGACAAAGCUAUGCACUUUAAACUUAUCCUGCAAUUUGAUCACAAGAGUAGAAGGACUUGAAGCACUGGUUAAUCUGACUAGACUGAAUUUGUCUUACAAUAAUAUAAAUGAUCUUAGUGGGUUGAUGCCUCUUCAUGGACUGAAGUAUAAACUUAGAUAUAUUGACCUACAUAGUAACUGUAUAGAUAGUAUCCAUCACUUACUUCAGUGCACAGUGGGCCUGCACUUCCUAACCAAUCUUAUUUUAGAGAAAGAUGGAGAAGGUAAUCCGAUCUGUCUUGUACCAGGGUACCGAGCAAUCAUUCUCCAGACUUUGCCACAGCUGAGGAUCUUAGAUUGCAAGAACAUAUUUGGUGAGCCAGUAAACUUGGAAGAAAUAAACUCAUCACGCCUACAGUGCUUCGAAGGACUUUUGGAUAACUUAGUUUCAUCUGAUUCCCCCCUGAAUAUAAGUGAGGAUGAGGUCGUUGACAGUAUGGUGGUGCCAAUGGCAGCACCACCCAUGGACGUAUUACCUCCUUUGGAGCAGUUCACCAGCACACCAGAAGAUAAUGUUUUGACCUCGCUCUUAUCUGUGUGUCCAUCUUCUGAACCAGAAAAAAUUAAUCAUGAAAACGAUUUUCAGAAUGAAAUGAAACUUCAGAAAUUAGAUGAUCAAAUCUUACAGCUUCUCAAUGAAACUUCUAAUUCUUUAAUAGAUAAUGUUCCCGAGAAAGACCUCGGACCAAAAAGAGACACAGACAUGACUUCUGAAAGUGACUAUGGGAACAGAAAAGAGUACAGUCGAAGAAUUCCUAGAAGAGCAAAAAUCCCAUACUAUGCCAGAACUAUUCAAACUAUUAAGCAUCACAAUAAAAACAACGGUGCAUUCGUAAGUUGUAAUCGCAAAAUGAGACAGCCUUACUUUAAAGAUUUAUAUGUAAGAUCGUCUUUAGUUAACUGCAAUGUUUUAAGAGACUUAGACGAGCAGAAGACUGACAUAAAUAAAGUAGACAAAAGUGUCUCGGACGACAACACUUACCGGUCCCUCUUGGAACAGUUAGACCAAGAGAGAGAGAUGAGGUGGAAAGCUGAGCAAGCUGAAAAAAAACUUAUGGAUUAUAUUGAUGAGCUGCUUAAGCAAGCAAGUGAGAAAAAAGAUGUUCACAGCCUGGCUCUCAUUACCACAGACAGGCUAAAGGAUGUUAUUUUUAAGGAGAGACAUUCCAAGGCUCAACUUGAAAUUAUAGUUCACAGACUUCAAAAUGAAGUUAAAAAGCUAACUAUUGAACUAAUGAAAGCACAAUAUCAACAGGAAGAUCACAUCAAACACUUGAGAACCCUGGAAAAGGCAUUGGAAAAAAUGGAGAAGCAGAAAGCACAGCAGCAGCAGGCACAGAUGAGACUUAUCCAAGAGGUGGAGCUCAAAGCCUCCGCUGCUGAUCGAGAAAUAAACUUACUUCGAACUUCUCUUCACCAAGAAAAGGAGCAAGUGCAACAACUUCAUGAACUACUGGCAUUGAAAGAAGAGGAACACAGGAAAGAAAUUGAAACUAGAGAGUUUUUCAGUGAUGCAGAGUUUCAGGAUGCAUUAGCUAAAGAAAUGUCCAAAGAAGAAAGAAAACAUGAGCAAGAAGUAAAAGAAUACCAAGAAAAAAUUGAUAUAUUAAACCAGCAGUAUUUGGAUUUAGAAAACGAAUUCCGUAUUGCUUUAACUGUUGAAGCCAGAAGAUUUAAAGAUGUUCAAGAUGGCUUUGAAGAUGUUGCAACUGAGUUAGCCAAGAGCAAACAUGCUCUUAUUUGGGCUCAACGCAAAGAAAAUGAAUCAUCAUCUUUAAUUAAAGAUCUGACCUGUAUGGUGAAGGAACAAAAGACAAAACUCUCAGAAGUCUCCAAAUUGAAACAGGAAGCAGCAGCGAAUUUACAGAAUCAAAUCAACACUCUGGAAAUUUUGAUUGAAGAUGACAAGCAGAAGAGCAUUCAAAUAGAAAUUCUUAAGCAUGAAAAAACGCAGCUUAUUUCUGAGCUAGCAGCCAAGGAGUCACUGAUCUAUGGUUUAAGGACAGAACGAAAAGUAUGGGGACAUGAACUAGCACAUCAGGGAUCGUCACUAGCUCAGAGCCGUGGGAAAUUAGAAGCCCAAAUUGAAAGUUUAUGCAGAGAGAAUGAAUCUCUGAGAAAAAGCCACGAAAGUGACUGCGAUGCCUUGAGAAUAAAGUGCAAAAUCAUCGAGGACCAAACUGAAACCAUCAGAAAAUUAAAAGAUUGCUUACAAGAAAAAGAUGAGCAAAUCAAAUUAUUACAAGAAAAGAUCACUUUCGUAGAAAAAUGUACUCAAGAGCAACUUAAUGAAAAAUGUUCACAACUAGAUAAUGUGAUUGAAAAAUUAGAAAGACACAAUGAGAGAAAGGAAAAACUAAAACAACAGUUGAAAACAAAGGAAUUAGAACUUGAAGAAAUCAGAAAAGCUUACAGCACGUUAAAUCAGAAAUGGCAUGAUAAAGGAGAACUACUCUGUCAUCUUGAAACACAAGUAAAAGAAGUCAAAGAAAAAUUUGAAAACAAGGAAAAGAAACUUAAAGCAGAGAGAGACAAAAGCCUUGAGCUGCAAAAGGAUGCACUAGAAAAGCUUCAAAGCAUGGAUGAUGCUUUUAAGAAACAAGUUGAUGCUAUUGUUGAAGCUCAUCAAGCUGAAAUAAUACAACUAACAAAUGAGAAGCAGAAAUAUAUUGAUUGUGCGAAUUUAAAGGUUCAGCAAGUUGAAGAAGAAAUGCGAGGACUUCUGGAAGAAACAUGCAAGAACAAAAAAAUAAUGGAAGGAAAAAUUAAGCAACUUGCUUGUGCUCUAAGUGAAAUUCAGAAAGAAAUGUGAUGUUUGUGGGAACAAAUUUAAUUGAAAUGGACCAACAGACCUAUUGUACAAAUAAUUAAAUACUGUAACCGUAGUAACUGCUAUGACUUUGAAAUGUCUCUUUCUACACAUUUCAUUAUGAAUUUUUAAGAGACUUGAUGAAAUAAUUGUAUGUGUAGGGUUUUUAUAAUAAACUAUUGAUAAUUAUA